AUGGCUUCUGUGUCACAAGACCCAUCGACACCAGCAACAGAAACCCCAGAAAACACUCCGUCUCCAUCCCCAGCACCUGAAGCAGUAAAUAAAUUCAAUUGGCUUAAGCAUGCGAGGAAUGCUAGGAAUAAUCCAUUUGUGAAGUCCCGGCCUUCUUUAAACAGGGAAAGCUCGACAUCUGAAUUGUUCUCCAGGGAAAAUUCUAGCCAGGACUUUUUUCAAAACUCCAGAUUGAACCUAUUUGAUACCGCCCCGAAGCCGGAAGUUUCGCAAGGUUAUAAAAAGGGCGUAUCCUUUAUAGGAUGGCACCAGCGUACGAAAUUGGAGCGGGUACUCCUAGUAUCGAGUAUCGUUCUUCUUCUGGCGACGUUAUUGACCACUUCGCUGCUGAUGGUCAUGCGUGGUCCAUCGUACAUACCGGUGCCGCCUUGCUAUCGUCCUGAGCCUAUGGAGGAAUCGAGCGUCUGUCUAUCAAGUUCCUGCAUUUACACGGCCAGCGAGGUGAUCAGAGCAAUCGAUGAGAAGCAGGACCCUUGCGAAGACUUCUACGAGUUUGCAUGCGGUGGCUGGAUCAAGAACAAUCCGAUACCUGAAGGAAAAUCUAGUUGGGGUAUCUUCAGUAAGAUCGAGCUUCAAAACCAGCUGACUAUCAGAUACGCGUUGGAAAAAGUCAACAUCUCGGAGGAAUCUGGCGCUGAGGCCAAAGCAAGAAUAUACUAUGACGCGUGCAUUGAUACUAAUGAGACCAUAGAGAAGCUGGGUGAAAAACCUCUGAUUGGCAUCAUCAAGAAGCUGGGCGGAUGGCAUAUACUCCCUAAUACCCUGGUCAAACAGCAAAAGUGGGAUAUGCAAAGACUGAUUCAGGAUGUGCAGAAUAUGUAUAAUCUAGGUGGACUUUUCAAUUGGGCGGUAACGGAAGAUGACAGAAAUUCGUCGAAACACGUCAUUGUUUUGGACCAAGGCGGUCUGAACCUACCAACACGUGACAACUACUUAAACAAAACAGCCCAUAAGAAAGUUCUGGACGCUUACCUAGACUACAUGUCGAGAAUCUGUGUAUUGCUUGGCGCGAACAAAUCGGAAGCGAGAGCCCAAAUGAGCAAGGUCAUCCAGUUCGAAACGGAGUUGGCCAAUAUCACAACCCCGUCAGAAGACAGGAGGGAUGAAGAGGGUUUGUACAACCCCUACACGCUGAAGCAAUGGCAGAAGGAGGCGCCAUUUUUGAACUGGUCCUCGUUCUUCAAUGACGCGUUCAAAUUGGUUAAUAGAACUAUAUCAGACAAUGAGAGGAUAGUCGUGUACGCGCCCGAAUAUUUCCGGAAUCUGACGCGAGUUUUAAGAAAGUAUAGCAAAACUGAAGAAGAUCAAAAAACUUUGAACAGCUAUAUGAUGUGGCAAGUAUCUCGAUCUCUCUCGACCUACCUGUCCAAGUCUUUCCGUGACGCUACCAAGAUUUUGCGGAAGGCCUUAUUCGGUUCCGAGGGCACUGAGGAGUCUUGGAGAUACUGCGUCACGGAUACCAACAACGCUAUCGGGUUCGCAGUGGGCGCUAUGUUCGUUCGCGAGGUAUUUCACGGCGAAGCUAAAACCCAAGGAGAAAUCAUGAUAGACCAUAUACGAACAGCUUUUAAACAGAACCUCAAGAAUUUAGAUUGGAUGGACGCGGAAACUAUGGAGGCAGCGGAAACUAAAGCUGAUGCCAUCACAGACAUGAUAGGUUUCCCCGAUUACAUUCUAAAUAAGGAACAAUUAGACAAACAGUACGCCGAAUUGGAGGUGAAGCCAAAUGAAUACUUUGAAAAUAACAUCGCUUUCAACAUAUUUAGCUUGAAGAACGACCUUAAGAAGUUGGACCAGCCAGUUAACAAGACUAAAUGGGGUAUGACACCGUCGACAGUGAAUGCCUACUACACCCCCACGAAAAAUCAAAUAGUGUUCCCCGCCGGUAUUCUGCAGCUGCCCUUCUACGAUGGUGACAACCCCAAGAGUGUCAACUACGGAGCCAUGGGAGUUGUUAUGGGACACGAACUGACACAUGCGUUUGACGACCAGGGACGAGAGUACGAUAGGUUCGGCAACCUUAACCAAUGGUGGAACAACGCAACAAUAGGCCGCUUCAAGAAACGCGCUGAGUGCAUGCAAAAACAAUAUUCCGCUUACAAAAUGGACGGACUUAACUUGAAUGGCAAGCAGACGUUAGGUGAAAACAUCGCAGACAACGGAGGGUUAAAGGCGUCGUUCCACGCUUAUUUGGAUUACAGCAAAAACGCCAAAGUGAAUUACACACUGCCAGGCCUGAAGUACAACCAUAGACAGCUCUUCUUUAUAUCUUUCGCUCAGGUAUGGUGCUCGGCUAUGACCAAAGAAUCUACCAAAAUGCAAAUAGAGAAAGACGAUCAUACCGUAGCCAAAUACCGAGUGAUAGGCCCAAUAUCCAACUUAAAAGAAUUCUCUAACGAGUUCAAUUGUCCCAUCGACUCGAAAAUGAAUCCCAAGCAUAAAUGCGAGGUAUGGUAA
Messenger RNA from Parnassius mnemosyne (clouded apollo), 2517 nucleotides. The record is from the annotation of a GenBank genome assembly. NCBI's taxonomy places the organism in Eukaryota, Metazoa, Arthropoda, Insecta, Lepidoptera, Papilionidae.